AUGAAUUCACUGGGCAAUAAUCGCUAUCAGAUGCUCUUCAUUGAUGAUGAGCCCGACGACUUUGAAGCUGGCCAACGCAAUUUGGACGGUGGACAGCAGAAGACCAAACAACAGCUCAAGAACAACAAAAAAUUGUUCACUGGCAGCGAUAAGACCAAGGGCAUUGUGGUGAACAAUAAGAACAAGAAAUUGGUUGCCAACAUAAUGAAGACAAUGCCAGGUCCAGUGCAGCAACAACAACAAGAGCAACUACAGUGUCAUCAGUGCAUGAGCUACAUGAAUAACAACAACAACAACAACAUCAGCAACAACAAUAGAAAGUAUGUGCACCCAACUCGCAACGUCACAGAGUCCAAGGCAUAUGGUGCAGCCACUGGUGGCAGCAACAAUAGCAACAACAACAACAAUCGCCGCUUGGAGAAAAGUGAGUUUGAUCGUCAUUCGGGCUCCGAUAAGACGGGCGUCAAGGCUGUUGCCAAACAGAAUGGGGCCAAAGUUAAGCAGCAUAUGGGUACAACACCAUAUAACGAUACAGCAACCGCCAAUGCUAAUAAUGAGGAUGAGGAUGUCAAGUAUAUAACUAUCAAGGAAUAUGAGGCAAUGCGCUCUGAACGUCUCAAGCCCGUCUUUAACAUUCGCAAGGCCGGCGAGGGGGAGAUGGAGAGGCCCGACUGGAAACAGAUGACCGUCUUGCAGAAGAAGAAGACCAACGCAAUCAAUUCCGAGACGAACGCACUCGGCUACGAUGCCUCCAUGUAUCCUCAGCGUUGGCGCCGCCAACAGCGCGUCGACAUCGAGUUGAAGUUCAAUUACAAUGCCCAUUACAAGGGACAGUACCGCAGACGUCCGUCGAUCGGCCAGGUCGAGGCUGGCCACGGUGAGCAACAACCUGUCGAUUUGCAAGAUAAAUCUGAGUUUCCCACACUAUGCCGAUGUUAA
This is a messenger RNA of Drosophila grimshawi, 939 nucleotides long. RefSeq lists its product as uncharacterized. NCBI's taxonomy places the organism in Eukaryota, Metazoa, Arthropoda, Insecta, Diptera, Drosophilidae. The record is from RefSeq and is a predicted model, not a curated record. Gene Ontology annotation, molecular function: RNA binding. Gene Ontology annotation, cellular component: cytoplasm; nucleus. The coding region runs from base 1 to 939 and encodes 312 amino acids. The transcript has a single exon.